Molecule: messenger RNA, 1743 nt
Organism: Copidosoma floridanum
Lineage: Eukaryota; Metazoa; Arthropoda; Insecta; Hymenoptera; Encyrtidae
Gene: Taldo
Product: transaldolase
Biological process (GO): pentose-phosphate shunt, non-oxidative branch; pentose-phosphate shunt; carbohydrate metabolic process
Cellular component (GO): cytoplasm; intracellular anatomical structure
Molecular function (GO): transaldolase activity
Source: RefSeq, a predicted model, not a curated record
CGCGCGUCAGUGCUGCACUAGCUCCAACGGAUAUACUCGCGAUAUCAAACUCUCGUUGUCCUGAUAUCGGCAUUACUUGCACACCUACGGAGCAAAAAUCCCGAUUUCAAAAAAGAAAAGCCCAAGUGUACAGUACUGUAUCCCGAAGAUAUCCAGAUUUUGUAAAAUAAUCGAAUAUGAGCGAGCCACAGUGCAAAAAAACCAGGAUGACCUCGAACUCCACGUUGGACCAGCUCAAGUCAAUGACUACCGUAGUCGCCGAUACCGGUGAUUUCGAGGCUAUGCAACAGUUCAAGCCAACAGACGCGACGACGAAUCCAUCGCUCAUCCUGGCAGCGGCGAGCCAAAAGAAGUACGCCCACCUCAUCGACAAGGCGGUACACUUGGCCCAGAAAUCCAGAACGUUGCAGGAACAGAUCGAGGCUGCCCUGGACUACACCUGUGUGCUGUUUGGCCUGGAGAUCCUGAAUAUCAUUCCAGGCCGCGUCUCGACGGAAGUCGAUGCUCGUUUGUCGUUCGACAGAGUGGCGAGCGUGAAAAAGGCCUGCAAGCUCAUUGCCCUGUACAAGGAGUUCGGCAUCGGCAAGGAGCGCGUGCUCAUCAAGCUCGCCUCCACCUGGGAGGGCAUCCAGGCAGCCAAGGAACUCGAGGAAAAGUACGGGAUCCACUGCAACCUGACGCUGUUGUUCUCGUUCGCCCAAGCCGUUGCUUGCGCCGAGGCUGGAGUCACUCUCAUUUCUCCCUUCGUUGGCAGGAUUCUCGACUGGUACGUCGCCAAUACGGAACAGAAAACGUUCACAGGCCCAGAGGACCCGGGCGUCAAGUCUGUCACGAAGAUCUACAACUACUACAAAAAGUUCGGUUACAAAACGGUCGUGAUGGGCGCCUCGUUUAGAAACGUCGAGGAAAUCAAGGCCCUGGCUGGCUGCGACUUCUUGACCAUUAGUCCCAAGCUCCUGGAAGAACUGGGCAAGAGUACGGAGCCCCUCGACAAGGCCCUCAGUGCAGAGUCCUCCCAAAAUACGGAGUUGCAGAAGAUCAAGCUGGACGAGGCUGCAUUUAGGUGGCACCUCAACGAAGACCAGAUGGCCACGGACAAGCUCAGCGACGGUAUCCGCAAGUUCGCCGUCGACAUGCGCAAGCUUGAGAAUCUCUUGCGGGAAAAGAUCGCACAGGCUUGAAUGAAAUAUUACUUGUCAUGCAUUUAUUUUGUGUAUAUUACAGCAGAAGAGAUAUAAUUGUAUGUUACAUUGCUUGUGUCGAGUAGAGACACACAUACGUCUAUAAGAAACGAUCAUUUGCAAUUGUGGACAAAAACGUCACAGCAAAUCUCUAGGAGGUUUCACGUACACUCGUUUGUUUUUUAUUAUUUUUUUAUUUUUUCUUGCUUUGGCCAAAUUUGUGUAUAUUAGGUAUGUAGGUAGCCCGGUCGCGAUAUCUAAAUAAAAACGCAUAAGCGCGCACAAAAACACGUACGAGUGCACGAAAGCGCGCACACAACAAGUUGCAAAGCAGACAAUUUUUAUUUCAUUUACUUAAGUACAGCUUAUAAUUGUUACAUCGUUACGUGGGAAAGAGAUUUGUUCAAGAGACUUUAUACAUAUAUAUCUACUUUGGAUUUUAUCAUUUUGUAGUAAUCAUAAGUUUUUAUCAUAAGUAGUGCCGUAUGGUCGAUUUUAUAAGCCAUAUAAGACGAGUAUAAUAUUUAUACUUUGAGAGGUAGAUUUUCAGAUAAAAGAUAAA